This is a messenger RNA of Oryzias melastigma (Indian medaka), 2164 nucleotides long. RefSeq names its product calcium binding and coiled-coil domain 1b (gene calcoco1b). The record is from RefSeq and is a predicted model, not a curated record. The coding region runs from base 183 to 1829 and encodes 548 amino acids. The transcript is spliced from 14 exons. Lineage: Eukaryota; Metazoa; Chordata; Actinopteri; Beloniformes; Adrianichthyidae.
UAGAAGAUGUUGUGAAACUCUUGCACCUGACAGGGUUGCUCAUCAGUAUCUGCAGCUCGAGCUCUGCUCAGUCUGCUGCGCAGCUGCCUGAAGAGAUUUACUUUUCUGUGGACUAAGCUGUUCCCAUCCCAGCAAACCUAAUCCCAGAGUCCGUUCUUCGGCUGCACAACCUUCCCAUCACCAUGGAAAAACAGCCCGCUGUGGUGUUUCGAAAUGUGGGACAAAUGUACUUCCCCCAAACCCGAGUGGAGUGCCACUACAGCCUGACCUCAGGUCACCGCUGGAGCAGCAGUGACUGGAUCGGGAUUUUUCAGCUGGGCUGGUCUUCAGUGAAAGAGUAUUACACUUACACGUGGGCUCUUGUGCCUGAAGGCUACACUGAGGGCAGCGGUGUCGACUCCUGUGCUCUCUUCCACGCGUCCUACCUGCCCAGACCUGGUACCUCGGAGUACCAGUUUGUUUACGUUGAUAAGUUGGGUAAGGUGUGUGCUCGUAGCCGCCCCUUCACCUUCUGCGCUCCCAAACCUUUGGAGGAGCUGGAGACCCUGAAGGAGGAGCAAGAUGAGGAAGACGGAGGAGAGGAGCUGCUGCUGGUCAUCCCCAGAGCUCAGCUGCUGCAGAGUCGGCUGGAGGAGUGUUUAAAAAAGCAAACUGGUUUGCAGCGAGCGUUGGACGUGGCCAGAAAAGAGACAGAGAACGAAAAACAAGUCAACAAAAGAGCGAGGAGCGAGUGGGAGAGGGAGAGAGAGGCGAUGAAGGAGAAGAUCUCUGAACUGAGAGAUAAUCUGAGGCACAGCUGUGAGAUGCUCAGGAGGAUGGAGGGCAAGCAGCAGGAUGGAAAAUAUAAUCAGGAGAACCUCACCAAUGAACUGAAUAAACUUGUGGCUGAAAAUGCAGAAAAUCAGCAGCAAAUCAAAGACCUGGAGGAUAAAAUCCGGCUUCUGACAGACAGAGAAACGGCAGCCUGCAGUGAACUGGAAAGGCUGAGAGAAAAAGUGAAGAAAAUGUCCAUUCAGAUGAAACACGACGAGGAGAAGAGGAAGUCUCUCCAGGUGGAGAUCGAGGCCUCUGCUGCAGAGGUGCGAGGCCUGCAGGAGCGCCUGGAGUCCAACGAGCUCGUGAUCGAGAGUCAGCGCAGAGAACUGAAGGAGCUGGGCGCUCGGCAGAAUCUGACCUACGCCGAGCUGCACCAAGCCCGGCUGCAGGUGGCCCAGCUCAACCUGCAGCUGUCUGAGGAGGACCUGGUCCUCAGGGAGGAGCGGGCCAACUCCGCCCUGGAGAAGGAGGCCUACAAGCAUGCAGCAGAAAUGAAUAAAAAUAAGCUACAAGAUCUGAGCUGUGAGCUUCAGAGGACGGAGCAGUGGCUCCAGGACGAACGGAUGGACAGGGACAGCCUGGAAGCAGAGCUGCAGAGAGAGAAGGUGCUGCUGAGUGAGGCCAGACAGGAGCUGCAGGAGGCAAAGACCAGCCUGAGGAGGAUCCAGAAGGACAGGGAGGAGGAGAAACUGCAACGACAGCUUUGUCCCUUGCAGGAUCUGGUGAGCUACAUUCAUCAGUUGGAGCUCAGGCUGGGAAUCGCCACUGAAACGAACGGGAGAAGUUUGGAAUCCUCUGGUGACGAGAGAGAUGACGAGGACUCUUCUAGACCAGAUUCCUACCCUGUUUCUGACCCAGAAGAGCCUCCAGCUGAAGGCAAAGGGGAGACGACUGACGCUCAGGAAGAGAAGAAGCAGAGCUGUGAAGCUGGAGCUGCUGGAGAGCAGCACCUGAUCCCACCUGAACUCCUCAACCCCGUCCUGAGUGAGCUCGCUGAUGCCCCCAUGUGGUAAAACGAGGAAGAGCGGAUGGACAGCACUACUUGGGUUCUGCAGACUCUGAGCCUCACUUCAUUUUUGAGCUUUUUUCCUCAUAAGUUUGAUGUUCGCUUUAAUUUUUAAACUUAUUUUGUUAUAUUUAAGAUCAAGUAGCACAUUUUCACUUUAAGAGGCGGACUCAAGCGUCUACCUGCAGAGAUUUGUUUGAAUUUGUGGCCCAAAGUUGACACAAGAGAGUUUUUCUAGAGCUAUUUUAUCCUUUAAGUCUGUUAAAUAUGAGUGUGAAUCUUCAAGUGUGUUUCUGCAACAUUUGUUAGAACAAAAAUAAAAAAAAUAUGACUACAAACAAA